Molecule: messenger RNA, 483 nt
Organism: Microthlaspi erraticum
Lineage: Eukaryota; Viridiplantae; Streptophyta; Magnoliopsida; Brassicales; Brassicaceae
Source: the annotation of a GenBank genome assembly
AUGGCUCAAGGAAGUUUAGUCGGUGGUGGAGGGUCAAACAACUGUGACAAGAAACCAGGGGCCCGCCUCAAGAUCACGGUUCCACGGUUUGAUAACACAGCGUUGAUUAGAGGCUAUUCCUGCACUCUAAUCGGAAGGUGUAUGAACCCGGCGGCCCAGGACGUGCAAGCGUUGCUGCAACACAUGCCUCGCUUCUGGAAGAUGGAGGAGAGAGUCGCCGGAGCAGAAUUGGGAUUGGGGAGGUUCCAAUUCGACUUCGACAAUGAGGAGGAUAUCAUCGAGGUGUUUAAGCUGGAACCUUUCUACUUUGACUACUGGAUGGUAUCCCUGGUGAGAUGGGAACCGGUGGUGGAUCCAACCUACCCUUCUGCGAUCAAAUUUUGGGUGCGUAUGAUGGGGAUCCCGCUUCACUUCUGGGCUGAACCCACGUUCAGAAGUAUUGGGGAAGCUCUCAGUGAAGUUUUGGAGGUGGAUAUCGAUUGA